Centropristis striata (black sea bass) is the source of this 8224-nucleotide messenger RNA. Its product is annotated as meiosis regulator and mRNA stability factor 1. The transcript is spliced from 27 exons. Gene Ontology annotation, biological process: post-transcriptional gene silencing. The coding region runs from base 106 to 5580 and encodes 1824 amino acids. NCBI's taxonomy places the organism in Eukaryota, Metazoa, Chordata, Actinopteri, Perciformes, Serranidae. Gene Ontology annotation, cellular component: peroxisome; cytoplasm. The record is from RefSeq and is a predicted model, not a curated record. Gene Ontology annotation, molecular function: CCR4-NOT complex binding; RNA nuclease activity; mRNA base-pairing post-transcriptional repressor activity.
GGGAGACAGACGGUCCUUUGAGAAAGAUGUGAAAGACGAGACCUUCUCAGGAAAGCAUGAGAGAGAAGAGAGGUGAAAGUAUGGUGAAAGACCUCUCUGGGUUGUAUGAUGGAAGGACUGGGAAAGGAGAGAUCUAUAGGCAGCUCUAGACCCUUCCCAUGGCUCAGUCACCCCAAAACAGAGGCCUCAACCCUGCUAUGGAAACUCAAAGACUGCUUCCCUACCAAUGAGACAACCUCCGCUCAUCACACAGAUAAAGAAAACAACUACAUGGAUAGCAGAAGGGCCGUGCUGGAACUGAAAGAUGUCCCUCCUCCUCCUCCGCACCAUACUUCCUCUUCCCAAUCAUCCCAGCCCUUCUCUCUGGCCCCUGUCCCCAUGCCUCCUCCCUGCUUGCCUCCCACACAGCUUACACAAGAACCCCACCAACAACAGCCACCACCACAGCAGCAACAAGAGGGGGCUAGCCCCAAAGUAAGCAUUUAUACGCACUGUGACUACUGCAGCACAGACAGCUAUGGGUUAUUAGGUGGUGGAAAUGUUGUUGGUAGCAGUAGCAGCAUUGCCGGUGUUGUCUCGCUCUACAUGGCCCCAGGCUCUAUGGGAGCACCUAUAAGCAGCAGCAGUAUUAGCAGGCCUUGCGCUGUAGCUUCAUCUGUUCAUCAGUAUAAGCAUCAGAUGAGCUGCGGAAGCGGAGGUGAAGUUCUUGAUCUGGGUUACAAACCUCAGCUGUCCUCUUCCGUUGCUACCUCUCAGCCGGUUUCAUCACACCCCUACCUCUCCUGCUGCUCAGGGCUUCUUCACACCUACCCAGCUGUACCACUCCCAUGCAGUCAACCCAGCUUGUUUCCCACCUCAGCACCUCUGGCGUCUUCUCUCCCUUGUGUUUCCUCUCUACCCGCUCCCUUGCACGGCUCUUGCCUGGCUUCUUCUGGCUACUACACCUGUGGUGUGGACUGCUGCCCUUCAGCCAGGAGAUCCCAGAGAAGCACACUCGGUGAUCACCAAACCACUACCACCAUCACCACUACAACCACCUCAGCACACUUCUGCUCUAAUCCUAUGCACCUAAAUGUAGAACGCACGGUUUGUGUGAAGGGGGGACACUACUGCCAGGACUGCCUGUUGAAGCCAGUGAAUGGUCUGGCAUCAGAGUCAGACAAGGUGUGGCCAAAUGUUCCUCUUCCCCAGACUGCUCCUAUUCCUAUUCCCAUUUGUAAUGGCUGUGGCACGUCCUCCGAUGGCAUGAUGCUCAUGCCAUCAACCAGCCUUGGCAAGACUGGACAUAAGAAUGGUUCUCCUGAGAAUGGUGGUCCUGAGAACAUCCCUCCAGUGGGUGUCUUCUGGGACAUUGAGAACUGCAGCGUGCCCAGCGGACGAUCUGCUGCAGCUGUGGUGCAGCGUAUUCGUGGUCAUUUCUUUCAGGGCCACCGUGAAGCAGAAUUCAUUUGUGUCUGUGAUAUCAGCAAAGAGAAUAAAGCUGUCAUCCAGGAGCUCAACAAUUGCCAGGUUACUGUUGCACACAUCAACGCCACAGCCAAGAACGCUGCAGAUGACAAGCUUCGCCAGAGCCUGCGGCGCUUCGCUGAGACCCACACUGCACCUGCUACUGUUGUACUAGUAUCCUCUGAUGUGAACUUUGCAAGUGAGCUGAGUGACCUGCGCCAUCGCCACGGUUUCCAGGUUAUCCUGGUCCAUGGCAACCGUACAUCUUCAGCCCUCCUGCAGCACGCCAAUCGCCAUGUGGCCUUCCAGGAGAUCACGGCUGAUCUGCCACCACGUAUGCUUGUCAAAGCACAGCCCAGUUUCAACCUCCUCUAUGUGCACAACCUCCCUGUCAACUGUGACAAGAGCCUGCGAAACGCUGUGAAGCUCCGGCUCCGCCGUCUGUCAGACAACUGUGGUGGCAAAGUGCUGGGCAUGGCCCAGGGCACAGCAGUCCUCCGUUUUGGCAGCACUGAGGCAGCUGCGCGUGCCCGCAAGCGAAUGGAAAAUGAGGAUGUGUUUGGCCACCGAAUCAGCCUCUCCUUCUCCCCACGGCCCAGAGAUGAUGCAAGUCCUGAGCUUGAGCUUCAGGCUCGGCCCCAUCACUUGCCUCAGCCUCAGACUCUGCCCCACACCUAUCACAGCCAGGAUUUGUUGUUCGGCCCUCCCCCGCCAUUAUCCUCCUUCUCCUUUCUGCCCCUGGAGAAGCCCAGGUCACCCAGGAGGCCACGGCGAGCAACCCGCCCGUGCCACACUCCUGGCCCAGUGCCUGAAAGGCCCUACAGCCCCAGGAGGGGGUGCAGUGGGCCUCCCGGUGGUGCUCCAGCCAAGCCCCAUCAGGAGCUGGGUAGUUUGGAGGGCAAGCCCAGAAUGGGCUUCCACCACCUGGAGAAAGGACGUGCUGCUUCCUCUUCCCCCCACAGUAACUGUGAGACAGGAGCCCCUGAGCAGCUGUCCAAGCCUGGCCUGACUGGAGAAUCUCUAUACAGGAGGAGAAGAGAUGGCUCCUACCCUCGCAGCAUGACUGAAUCCCCUGUAGAACAAGGAGACAGGAGCUCAGAGGAGUUCCAGAUUAGCACACCCUCUGCCUUCAGCAAGUUGAACCUGCACAGGAGCUUCAGUCCUCUGAUCCUGUCCCAGGGCUCCUGGUCAUCCAGGAGUGCGUCGCCCUGCCUGUCCAGCCGGUCCUCCCCCCUCCUGGCUGGCCCUCGUAGCCCGUGUCCUGAAGGUCCUUCUGAGCCUUUUUCAGAUGGGGCUGAGGUCCAGGUAGCCAACCUGGACUACAGAUUGUCCCGCAAGGAUCUGCAGCAGACUCUGCAUGACACCUUCUCCCGUUACGGGCGGGUGAAAGCUGUGGAGCUUAGCCCCCAUACUGACUAUCAGCUGAAGGCCACAAUCCAAAUGCUUUCCCUGCAGCAGGCCAUAAGUGCCGUCAGUGGCCUGCACCGCUAUAAGAUCGGAGGCAAGCGCAUUCAGGUGUCACUGAUCACUGGUGGCAGCAGCAAAUCUCUUGUUAUGCUCAGCACCGAGAUCAUUACUAUUCUUCAGGAUGCACCUGCCAACUGCCUUCCCCUCUUUAAGUUCACAGAGAUCUAUGAGAAAAAGUUUUCCCGCAAACUUGUGGUUGGGGAUCUGUACAGGCUACCAGAGGUGGUUUCCGUGCGGGAACAGGGGGGCUCGAGGCUCGUGUGCCUUUUGCCCAGCAGCCAAAUCCGUCAGAGCCCACUGGGGUCUUCCCAGUCCCAAGAGGGUUCUUCUACUAGUGGCAGCCCCGUGGUGUUUGAGGAGCUGGAGUACCACGAACCUGUCUGCAGGGAACACUACAUACAGCGGGACUUCAGUGAGGCUGACUUUGACCCAGACUCCUAUAAAAUACCCUUUGUCGUGGUGUCUCUGAGCACCUUGGCCUCUGAGGUCCACAGUCUGCUGCAGUCACAUGAAGGAACUCUUCCAUUACUCAGUUUCCCAGACUGCUAUGCAGCAAAAUUCAGCCCUCUGCAGCUGGGUAAUGAGACACUGGAGGGUGGCGUUCCUCUGGAGCACCUCAUUACCUGUGUCCCCAGUAUCACAAUAGUCACCGCUCAGAACGGCUUCAAAGUCAUCAAGUGGAUCCACAACAAACCACCAGCACCAAACUCUGAGCCAUGGAUUCAGCGCUGCAAGAGCCCGGUUGGAAACCCACAGCUCAUCCAAUUCAGCAGAGAGAUUAUUGACCUCUUGAAGAGUCAGCCGUCUUGCAUUAUGCCCAUGAGCAAGUUUAUACCCUCAUACCACCAUCACUUCGCCAAGCAGUGCCGCGUCUCUGACUACGGCUACUCCAAGCUGCUGGAGCUUCUGGAGGCUGUGCCCCAUGUCCUGCAGAUCUUGGGUAUGGGUACCAAGCGGUUACUAACUCUGACUCAUCGUGCUCAAGUGAAACGCUUCACCCAAGACCUGCUCAAACUGCUUAAAUUCCAAGCCAGCAAACAAGUGGCAAUCAAAGACUUCAUGCAGGCAUACCAUUGGUGCUUCUCCAGAGACUGGAGGGUGAUGGACUAUGGCAUCUGUGACCUGAUGGACCUGCUGACUGAGAUCCCUGACACCACCAUCACUAUUACACAUCAGGAAACGGACACAAUCAUCUCUGUUCCCAAGAGAGAGCGUACCGUGGAGGAAAUGGAGCGCACCAAGCAGUUUGGGAAGGAGGUGGUGGACCUUCUCCGUCACCAGCCUCACUGCCGAAUGGCCUUCAGCAAGUUCAUCCCCACCUACCACCAUCACUUCGGCCGUCAGUGCAAGCUCAGCUACUACGGCUUCACAAAGCUCAUGGAGCUCUUCGAGGCAAUCCCCAACGUGCUGAUGGUGUUGGAGUGUGGUGAGGAAAAAGUGCUGACUCUGACGGAAGUGGAGCGUAUCAAAGCUCUGGCAGCUCAGCUGGUCAAGCUGCUCCGAGCUCAAAAGAACUCCAGCCUUCCUGUCAGCCAGCUGCUCACAGAGUACAGCAAGACCUUCGGUUAUGGUCUACGCCUGCAGGACUACGAUGCCAGCUCCCUGCCGGCUCUGCUGAUCAAACUGUGCCAUGUUGUCAAGGUGGUGGAUGGCUCAGGGGGUCGGGAAGUGCAGCUGAUCAACAGGAAAUCUUUGCGCUCUCUGACCUCCCAGCUACUGGCUCUGCUCAUGUCCCAAGUGGAGGAGCAAGUCACCAGGGGGCUCAAAGUGGAGGAGCUGAGCCAGCAUUACCACAUUAUCCAUGGAGCCCCACUCAACCCAUGUGAAUAUGGGUUCCUCUCCCUCAGCGAGUUACUCAAGAGCCUGCCCUACCUAGUGGAGUUGUAUCAUGAAGAAAGUGAUGACAACAACAACGCUGGCAGCAGUGUCAGUAGUCAUGAUGAUGAGGAGUGGGUGAGGCUGACCAGGCUUUACCAGUUUGCCCGUAACGUACGCGGCCUGCUCAACACGUACCAUUACAACCAGAUCUUCCUGACGGAGUUCCAGGGGGCUUAUAACAAGUUUACAGGCUGCAGCCUUGAACCACGUUUCUACGGAUACACCAGCGCUGACGAGCUGCUCAGCGCCAUUCCACAGGUGGUGUGGAUCAAAGGACACGGUCACAAGAGGAUUAUCGUUUUGAAGAACGAUAUGAAGGCAAGGGCAAGCCCUUCAGUCCCCUGCAGCCCCCAGCCAGGAGAGAGCACAGAGAGCCCGAGGGACAGCCCCGUCAGCCACACCACGUCUGGGACCCAGAGUCCAGGGAACACGGGUGGCGACGGAGCAGCAGAGUCUGAGCUGCUGUGUCUGACGUCACCAGUAGAUCUGCUGUGUGGUCCUGUACCAUCCUGUCUACCGUCCCCUCAGCUCUACCCAGACCCCGUUCUCCUCCAGGAGGCAGAUCUGAUUCACUUUGAGGAGAAAACUCCACCAGCAGUGAGCGAUGCACCUGACGAGGCAGCUGACGGUGCAUGUGAUCCACCUGGCAGCACAGACGACUCUGCAGCCACCGACCCUCCACCUCCUCCUGAUGUGAAGCCCCCCUUGUCCACAGACAGCCCCGGCAGAAGAGCCUCACGCAGCAGAAUUAAACUCGCUGCCAACUUCUCAUUCACUGCAGGUCUCUGAUCCUCAUCACACACACACAAAGCAAUACCAGUCCACACACCGUGUAACUCUAAAUCCCAGAGUUGACUUACACUGAACACAGAAGUGACCCCAGAGGAACACUGGCGGCCCCUCUUCUUCCUCAGCAGGCUGUUGCUAUCUCUGUUGCCUAUUUCACAAUCAGUGAUGUUCACCAAGCUGUGAUUUUCUUCUUGCAGAUUUUCUGCAAUUCUUUUAAUUUGCCAAAUUCAUCUGCUGUAACCUGUUUGAUUUCACCUCAACGGAAGUUAAAUUAUAUCUCCACGAUGUGCAUCUUCAGCUCCGAGCCACACUGUGUCAAAGAACACUGGCUGGCUCACGAUGAAUGCUAAAGAUGAGUUGGUUGCCACUGUUUUACAAAAGUAUUAGGAGGAACGCUAGGGAGGAGUAACUAAGUUUUCUCUCUUAAAUCUUCCGAUAUUUAGUUACUGGUAUUCUCAGAUUAUAUAAUUGACAAAUCGACGGUUUAAAGAGACGUUUUGUUCAUAUUUAGAACCCUCCAUGUGUACUUCCUUGCUGUAUCCCCAAAGAUGAAGCAUUUAAUUUUUAAACUGUGUGAGGUUUUGCUUUGUAGAUAACUGUAGACCUGUAGACCAAUUUGUCCGCUGAACACCUGCCCGUUUCAUUCUUUCACUCUUCUCUUGGAUUUCUUAAGAGGUAGCUUCUCUUUGAGGUAUAUUCUCGUCUUUUUGUCUCCGUUUACUAGCCUCAGGACAGGAUUUUCAGUUCCUUUUGUAUUACGCAGAGUAUUUAGUAGUCUGUGGAAGAGUUUGGCCUCAAUGUGUGGUGUGUCUGGUGGCAAUUCAAUGACGGGACUGAACAUUAGUGUAGCUGUUCACAUUGUGGCUUUUUGUGACCAGAAGCCAAAGGUUUUUGGACAUACGAGGCAUCGAUGGUGAGGUUUUGAUUGAAAUUGCGACUAGCACUGCUCUCAGGAAUUUUUAUUCUUGUUGUACUUUGACUUAAUUUAUUGCAAAGAUUUUGGCUCGUCUCUCCAGGGCCACUAAUGAAGGCCUGAAAGGGAAAAGGGGGGCUCUUUAAUACUCGGGCCAGAUGUGUGCUCAGGCAGCAGGAACUGAGAUAUUGGGCUUUAAAGCCAGCAGCCGGCGCGUUUGUGUUCUUUUAGCUGUGUUAUGUCUGUAUGUGGUUUACACUGGAGUAGGUGGUGUGAAAUAUGCAUGGUGUGCAUAAAUGAGUUUAUGCAUGGUGUAAGCCCAGGAGGAGCAGACUGGAACAGAUGAUGAUGGUAAGACAUUCUUUAAGAUCGGUCUUUUAUUUCCACCAUGUUUUAGGGAUCUUAGAGUCGGCGUCGCCCCUUUGCAGUUGCCACAUAAAAUGCUCAAGGUUUUUAGAGUUAACCUUGUUCCACGUUAGCACUGCUGCGUCCGUGGCGACGCCCACUGCCUGAGUUGAAGAGUUCGAGGGGAGCAGUAGCACUCCUGAGUUUUUGAUUUUUAAACGACAAGGUGAUUGGUUGUGAGAUUUUAGGGAAAAGAGACGGGUCAGGAGGCGGUGGGAGGAGCACACUCCUGUACAGACUGUGACGUGAACACAGAGGACCCUCUGCGGCUCUCUGGAACCUGCCGGGCUUUUACAAUGGCUUGUAUUUGCCGCGGCGCCAAAGGAAACCGCCAUCGGAUCUCCCCAUCCCUUCACGUCUUACACAGAGGAGUUUUUACUUAUUGAUGUGUUGGUUUUUUCUGUUAUUUACUGCGUCUCGAGUGUUACAAGGCUGCUGAACUGCCAUCGAUUAACGGCUGCCAUGAAGUUUAGCACGACUGAGGCGCUGCUGAAGUCUAAGAGUUAGUGUUUGUGUUCAGAGAAAAGGUUCAAAGAAAUGGGAAAGAGCCCAUUUAAUCAGUUUCUGUCCAGUUUCUGUGUUUAGCCAGUGUUAUUAAUUUCCUUUGUCAGACUGGAUUUUGACUUGUUAUGAAAAGCCUUUUUAAAGCUGAGAGAUUCCACCUGCCAACUCGCCAAACAUGUCUGAAAUGCCAAUCAAAAUGUUUUUAAUUAGAACUGUUGGGGUUCAGGUCUCUCCUGCUUUUACAGACUGUCUGGAAACCUCUUUGAUUAAACAAUGAGCGGCUCAUUAAUGAUUUAGAUUAAUGAUUGAUAAAAAAAAGAGCUCACAAGAAAUGUCUAUAUUUAUCUUUGGCAGUAAUGUUUUUUGUGACUUUGAGCAAACCCUAGCUCUCCCUCAGAGUACUGCAGUGGCAACUAACUCAGAGGAAUUAAUUUAACUUCUCUGUUUAGCUCUCUUUGUUUUUACAUCAGUGAGAAGCUAUUGUACCUGUCAAAAUAUGCACUUUUGCAUAGUUUUGGUUUGUGAAAUAUAGAUGUGAAAUUUGGUAGCAGACUGGGAGAGGUUGAAACAUGGUUUUGUGUCUUUACCUCAGUUUCUGUUUAACUGUAUCUGCUUAUUCAGUUGUUUUUUUUCACAUUUCACAAAGAAACUGUCUCCUUUAUUCAGCAGUGUCCUUAAAAUGUAUUUUUUUGUUUACAACUGUCUCACUGAUGUGUCUCACCUCCCCGCUCUGUCAACCAUUUUACUGCCUCGUCACUAACAGUCUAAAUGUUGUUGAAGGGACCAAGAAAGAUUUACGUUAAUAAAUUUCACAAGCAUCAA